Messenger RNA from Harmonia axyridis, 3269 nucleotides. RefSeq names its product aminopeptidase N-like. The record is from RefSeq and is a predicted model, not a curated record. Lineage: Eukaryota; Metazoa; Arthropoda; Insecta; Coleoptera; Coccinellidae. Gene Ontology annotation, biological process: proteolysis; peptide catabolic process. Bases 277 to 3036 code for a protein of 919 amino acids. Gene Ontology annotation, molecular function: peptide binding; zinc ion binding; metalloaminopeptidase activity. Gene Ontology annotation, cellular component: cytoplasm. The transcript has 12 exons.
CUGGCCGAUCAAGCGAAAACUGGAAGCUUUUUUCGUCCAGCAUGAAGGGUACUUAUCGGAAUUAAAUCGAUAUAUUCUGUCAAAGACAGGACUGCUCGAUAGGUUUCGAAAGAGAGGGGCGCUUUAGUUUAAUAAAGUUUUCUCUGUCCGUUGAAUACUUUUACAGUUCGAACCUGUGAACUUCGCGCUACUAACGUGUCGCAAGUAAUUGGCCUAUUAAUUUAUACAGAUUUGCAGCAUACUACGUUUCGUAAAUAUUUUGGAAAAUAGAUUUAGAUGAUUUUCAAGGUAUUUUUCUUCCAUUGCGUGAUAUGGGGGCUCGCUCAGUCUUCCGACAAUGAUACCUACAGAUUGCCAACAAAUGUUAUCCCAGAACAUUAUAGGCUCAAUAUUAUCACGAAUUUUGAUGACGCUUUCAAGUUCAAUGGCCAUGUUGAAAUUGAGACCAAAUGCGUCUCUACCACAAGUCAGGUUAACCUGCACGUUAAGAACUUGACCAUUGACGAACAUGAUAUAUCUAUCAAAGAUACAACGAAAAAUUCGCCAGUGGAACUAGGAAGUUUAGAACACGAUGACGAGAAGGAAUGGAUGAUAAUACAUACUAAAACCCCCCUGGAAGAGGGCCACCAAUAUCUAAUCAGCAUAAAAUUCGAGGGUAAGCUCAGCAAUAGUCUUAGCGGAUAUUACAAAAGUCAUUACGAGACGAAGAAUGGAGAAAAAAGAUGGUUGUCAGUGACACAGUUCGAACCUACUCACGCCAGGAAAGCUUUUCCUUGCUUCGAUGAGCCUUUAAUGAAGGCCACCUUCAAGAUCAGUCUAGGAAGGAAAGAUGGAUAUACAGCAUUAAGCAAUAUGCCUAUUGAGGAGACCAAACCAAUUGUUGGAAUGCCCGGGUGGUACUGGGAUAUAUUCGAAAAAUCAGUUCCCAUGUCAACGUAUCUGGUAGCCUUCAUUGUUUCUGAUUUUGGUUAUGUAAAAUCACCGUUGAAGAAUCUUGGAAAUAAUGUUACCUUCAAUAUCUGGGCUAGAAAAGAUGCCUUAGGUCAGGUGGAUUUCGCCAACAGCGUUGGACCCAGAGCCCUGGCUUUCUACGAAGAAUUCUACGACCUUCCUUACCCUCUCCCGAAACAGGAUAUGAUCGCUAUUCCAGACUUCAGCGCAGGAGCCAUGGAAAAUUGGGGUCUCAUCACUUACAGGGAAACGGCCCUUCUCUACGACAAGGACAGCUCGACUACGCAGAGCCGGCAUAGGGUCGCCAGCGUCAUCGCCCACGAACUGGCCCACCAAUGGUUUGGAAAUUUGGUCACGAUGAAGUGGUGGACGGAUCUUUGGCUGAACGAGGGAUUCGCCACCUAUAUGGCAGCGCUGGCGGUUGACCACUUGUAUCCCGAGUGGAACUCCCUGGAAGAGAGCAUAGUCGAUGGGGCUGUCAGCGUGUUUUACAUAGAUGCUCUGAAGUCAUCGCAUCCAGUUUCUGUUCACAUUGACAAUCCCGAUCUCAUAUCCGAAAUAUUCGAUACUGUUUCCUAUGAGAAAGGCUCUUUCCUCAUCCGCAUGAUGGGUCUUUUCCUAGGCGAGGAGUCUUUGAAAGAAGGAGUCAAUAGUUUUUUGCUAGAGCAUAAAUUCGGCAACGCAGAACAAAAUGACUUAUGGAAAAGCCUGACGACAGCCGCCCAUAGAAAUAAGGCAUUGUCACCCGAUAUGACAGUUAAUACUGUGAUGGAUUCCUGGACCCUACAAACUGGAUAUCCAGUUGUAACUGUGACUAGAAAUUAUGCAGAUGGUACAGCAGUGUUGACGCAGGAGAGAUUCUUCAGAGAUACCAUAAGAGCUAGGAAUGCAUCUGCAGAAACCUGUUGGUGGAUUCCGGUAAGCUACACAACUGAAAAAGAACUGGACGUCAAUACAACAACUCCGAAAACAUGGAUGACAUGUCCCCUCAAAGAAAUCACUAUUUCUGGUCUACCCUCAGACAGUUGGCUCCUAUUGAAUUUGCAACUAGCAUCUCUAUAUAAAAUAAACUAUGAUGAACAAAAUUGGAAUCUUCUAUCUGCCACAUUGAAGAGUGGGGACUAUACGAAAAUUCCCAUACUCAAUAGAGUUCAGAUCAUUGAUGAUGCCUCUGAAUUCGCUUGGGUCGGACUCAUAAAGUACCAACUACUCUUCGAUAUUCUGGGAUAUCUGAAAAAUGAAACAGAGUAUUCUCCUUGGAUGACUGCAGUGGAAAACCUUAAUGUUCUGGACAUACAAACAAUGCAAAAUCCAUCACAUAGUCUUUUCAAGAAAUAUAUGAGACAUCUUCUCCAACCUCAAUUCGAGAAAUUUGGCAUGAAAAUUACUACAGAGAGCGAAAGACUGGAUACAGUAAGUCAUCAAGAAAUGAUCAUCAGAAAAUCUUGCAUGUAUGGCAAUAAGAAAUGUCUACAAGAGGCCAGGAAUCUGUUUUCUCAAUACCAAAAUAGUUCGGAAACUGAAAACCAAAUUCCAAAGGACCUGCGAAGAUUGGUAUACUGUUAUGGAGUUAAAGAGGGAGGUGAGAAAGAAUGGAAUUUCCUGUGGAACCAAUACAGAAAGGCGAACCUAGCGAGCGAAAAGAACCUUAUGAUGAGAGGGCUAGGAUGCACCAGAAACACUUCUUUACUGAAAAGUUACUUAGAAAUGACGAUUCAAGAGAAUUCUGGCAUUAAAAGGCAGGAUGCUUCCACGGUCUUCGUUGCAGUCCUCACCAACCGAGAUGGUUUCGAAAUCGCUAAGGAUUUCUUGUACAAGAAGUUCCCAGCCAUUUACGAAUAUAAUGAAGAUGAUGUGAAUGUAUUCAAUAGAUAUAUCAAGCCACUAGGGAAAUACAUGACUAAGCCAGAGGAUUACGAACAGUACAAGAACUUCCUGGCCACAAACGAAGAGAAGCUCACAGAGAUUAACCAAAGUAUUAAACAAUCUGUUGAAACAGUGGAACUAAACAUGCAGUGGCAAGGAAAAUACCAAGGUGAAAUCAAGAAGAUAUUGGAAAAAUUAACUGCAAGUUAUGAAGAUUAGUAUCGCGAACUAAUUUAUAUCAAUCUCAAAUCAUGUCUAAUUCGUGGAUAAAAUCGAUAUGAGACAAGAAGAAUUACUAUAUUUUGAGGAAGAAUUCAUUAGUGUUGUGUGGCUAUUUCGAUUUAAUGUAUCUAGCAAGUGAUUAUUAGUAUAACCGUCCAUUAGGAUAACAGUGAUAAAUGUAUUGAAUUUCUUUUCGAAUACGAAUCGGAAUAAAAGUAUUUUAAACCGUA